GGUCUGAGUGGCUCGUCCCGAGCAGGACGGCUGCUUUGCAAUUGGUCUAAACGCGGAGUGGGCGGGACGAAGGGUGUGUGUCUCCUCGUUCCUCGGCCAAGAUGGCUGCGUCCAUAGCUCGGCGCCUGUGGCCUUUGGUGGCCUGCCGAGGGCUUCAGCCCCGGGGAGGUUGCGUCUGCAACCAGAGCCCAAGGAGAAGUUUCGCAACCGAGAGACGAGAACGGAACCUCCUGUACGAGCACGCACGCGAGGGCUACAGCGCGCUUCCUCAACUGGAUGUGGAGCCGCUGUGCUUACACCCAGAAGAAGCGGCGCGCACCCUGGAGCACCGCAAGGGGGAGCUGCGGCCCGACGACCUGCCGGCGAUCAUCGCGACAUGGCAGGAGCUGAGGCAGCUGCGGGAGCAGAUCCGGAGCCUGGAGGAGGAGAAGGGGGCUGUGGCUGAGGCCGUGCGGGCCCGGCUGGUGAACCAGGACAACAGUCAAGUGCAACAGGACCCCCAAUAUCAGAGCCUGCGGGCACGUGGCCGGGAGAUCCGGAAGGUGCUCACGCUCCUGUACCCCAAGGAGGCCCAGCUCGAGGAGCAGUUCUACCUGCGGGCGCUGAGGCUGCCCAACCGGACCCACCCAGACGUGCCCAUCGGGGACGAGAGCCAGGCCCGAGUGCUACGAACGGUCGGAGACAAGCCAGCUUUCUCCUUCCAACCCCGGGGCCACCUGGAAAUCGCCGAGAAACUCGACAUCAUCCGGCAGAAGCGCCUGUCCCACGUGUCUGGCCACCGCUCCUAUUACCUGCGCGGGGCUGGAGCCCUCCUGCAACACGGCCUGGUCAACUUCACACUCAGCAAGCUCAUCCAGCGGGGCUUCACCCCCAUGACGGUGCCGGACCUUCUCCGAGGAGCUGUGUUUGAAGGCUGUGGGAUGACACCAAAUGCCAACCCCUCCCAGAUUUACAACAUUGACCCCUCCCGCUUUGAAGACCUCAACCUGGCCGGGACCGCAGAGGUGGGGCUUGCCGGCUACUUCAUGGACCACGCCGUGGCCUCCAGGGACCUGCCAGUCAGGAUGGUCUGUUCCAGUACCUGCUACCGGGCGGAAACGGACACGGGGAAGGAGCCGUGGGGGCUCUAUCGAGUGCACCACUUCACCAAGGUGGAGAUGUUUGGGGUGACAGGCCCUGGGCUGGAACAGAGCUCGCAGCUGCUGGAGGAGUUUCUGUCGCUGCAGAUGGAGGUCCUGACAGAGCUGGGCUUGCACUUCCGGGUCCUGGACAUGCCCACCCAGGAGCUGGGCCUUCCCGCCUACCGCAAGUUCGACAUUGAGGCCUGGAUGCCCGGCCGGGGUCGCUUUGGCGAGGUCACCAGUGCCUCUAACUGCACGGACUUCCAGAGCCGCCGCCUCCACAUCAUGUUCCAGACAGAGGCCGGGGAGCUGCAGUUCGCCCACACAGUGAAUGCCACGGCCUGUGCUGUCCCCCGCCUGCUCAUCGCCCUGCUGGAGAGCAAUCAGCAAGAGGACGGCUCGGUCCUCGUGCCCCCUGUCCUCCAGCCCUACCUCGGCACCGAUCGGAUCACAGCCCCCACCCACGUGCCCCUCCAGUACAUCGGGCCCAACCAGCGCCAGAAGCCAGCGCUCCCGGGCCAGCCUGCCCCGAGCUGAGCACCCAGCCUCAGCAGCCACCAGGGUUGUGUCUGCGUCCUGGAGCUUAGGGGACCCUGGACCCCUGAGACACGUUGUCCUGAGCCUGUCCUGAUGUCUGUAUUCCUCGUCAGCUCCACACCUGGCCCUGUGGACUCCAGGGUCCACCCUUCCGUCUCCCCUGCUGCCUCAGAAUCAGUGACCCUGCUGUACUGAGGGUCCCAACCUGUACUGAGAAGCAGGACAUCUGGGGACCUGAAGUCUCUAGGGAUGGGAGAAGGAGAAGGACCUUCACUCCUCCUUCCUUCUUCCCUUUUCCCCUCAGUGCUUAGCACAAAGUCCCCAAUAAAUGGUCAGAACGAC
This is a messenger RNA of Molossus molossus (Pallas's mastiff bat), 2000 nucleotides long. RefSeq names its product seryl-tRNA synthetase 2, mitochondrial (gene SARS2). Lineage: Eukaryota; Metazoa; Chordata; Mammalia; Chiroptera; Molossidae. The transcript has 16 exons. Gene Ontology annotation, molecular function: tRNA binding; serine-tRNA ligase activity; ATP binding. The record is from RefSeq and is a predicted model, not a curated record. Gene Ontology annotation, cellular component: mitochondrion. Bases 102 to 1658 code for a protein of 518 amino acids. Gene Ontology annotation, biological process: mitochondrial seryl-tRNA aminoacylation.